Molecule: messenger RNA, 996 nt
Organism: Exaiptasia diaphana
Lineage: Eukaryota; Metazoa; Cnidaria; Anthozoa; Actiniaria; Aiptasiidae
Product: uromodulin
Exons: 3
Coding region: 445-996 (183 amino acids)
Biological process (GO): complement activation
Cellular component (GO): extracellular region
Molecular function (GO): serine-type endopeptidase activity; calcium ion binding
Source: RefSeq, a predicted model, not a curated record
GAGAGUAGCAGAGGAUCUCAGUUUGUUCCUUUGAGGAAACUGAGUGGAUCUAGUUUUCUAUUGGAACUCCAAACUGCCUGUUUUUCCCGUAUUAUAAACUUAGCGACCCAUGACCUCUUAGGGUGUUGAUGUAAUUUGGAAAUACGUCGACCCGCGGUAAAUAGAACUGGUUUCUUAUUACUGAUCUAAGCGAAGAUUAUGUUGCUUCUUCUGCUGUAAGGUACGCCUCAAGAGUGCAACAAUUGUAGAAUCCAACSAACUAACAAGUGUGAAUUUGUUGGACUUGAAACUACCCGGUUGUGGCGUUGUAUCGAUAUUGUGAAUCCUCCGACGGGUCGGCUGUGAUAAGAGCUUGAAUUACACUAGUUUCAUUGGUUAUUUGGCUUGACACGAAGCUCAACGACAGAUACGCUCUUGUAACAAGGUGCUCGGGAAAGAGGAGCCAUGCUGUACAGCCUUUGGGCCGUUGUGUGGGUUACUUUGCUCUUUUGUUCAUCGGUUGAGGGGCUAAAGACAAAAGGAUGCGGUAAUCCUGGUAAACCAAAACGAGGCUAUAGAAUUGGCGAUGAUUUCAGCACAGGUGCAACGGUCGAGUAUUUUUGUAACUCGGGUCUAAGAAUGGUGUCAGGGUCGCGUCUGCGAAGUUGUGAUGAACAUGGUAAAUGGAGUGGGACGUUACCACGGUGUCGAGACAUAAAUGAGUGCGUUGAAUAUGACUACCAACCACCCAAACUCGCUAGAGCUCGGUCCCAGUUUAUCCCAGACGAAGCACGCUUAUGCCAUCCACAUGCCACGUGCUUCAAUUCCAUUGGCUCGUUCCAGUGCAAGUGCAAUGCUGGUUACCGUGGAGACGGCAGGGAAUGCUAUCCCRAGGAACUUUAUGGCWCCAGAGAAAUUUUUAUCAAAAGUAAGUUCGAAGUGCACUGCAAAUUUAAGGAAUGUUGUCAUAGAAAAAAGUAUAUCGAUAUAAUACACAGGGCUGAGACCGAAAGGUAG